Molecule: messenger RNA, 654 nt
Organism: Maudiozyma barnettii
Lineage: Eukaryota; Fungi; Ascomycota; Saccharomycetes; Saccharomycetales; Saccharomycetaceae
Gene: RRT14
Product: Rrt14p
Exons: 1
Coding region: 1-654 (217 amino acids)
Source: RefSeq, a predicted model, not a curated record
AUGUCAUCGUUCUCAAAUGUUACUGAAUUGCAUGCUACUUCUGCUGUAAAUGGUAUACUCUCCAAAAUUUUACCAGGUAUGAAAGAAAUUCAGCCAAAUAAGAAUAAAAAUCAAAUAAAUAAACAGAAAAAGGUCAAAGGAUCAAAAGCCCAAUUGAUUGAUCAUAAUCUUAAAAAAAUGAUAGCAUUACAACAAAGAGAUAUUUAUAAAAUUAAAAAAAAAGAAAAAUUACAGAAGAAAAAUUCUUUAAAGCAACGUCAAGCUGAUUACAAUAAAUUAGAGAAAAAUGCAAAAUUAAAAGUACUUGAAAAACAUAAAUUAGAUGGAAAAUUAACUGAAAGGGAAGCAGAAUAUUUAGAUAAAUUAACUAAGAAAUCAAUAAAGAAUGCUAAAUCCUGGGAUUUAGAUGAUGAAGAAAAAGAAGAAUCACUUGAAUUACAGGAAUACAUCUUAAAGAAUACAAUAACAAAUAAAAAUCAUUCCAGAAGUAAUAAGAGAAGACAGAAAGUUAAACAAUUUAAGGAAGACAUACAAGAAAGUAAUAAUGUAUCUGAUCAUAGGUACGCUGGUUUGACUCUUGGUCUUGCUCCUGUUGGAUUAAGCGAUGAAGAAGAAUCAUCGAGUGAAGAGGAACAAGAAAAUGAUGAUUGGUAG